Molecule: messenger RNA, 195 nt
Organism: Nematocida parisii ERTm1
Lineage: Eukaryota; Fungi; Microsporidia
Exons: 1
Coding region: 1-195 (64 amino acids)
Source: RefSeq, a predicted model, not a curated record
AUGAUAACUACUAGAGUAAACGAACAGAAAAAUAAUUUCAUAGGAAGAAGUAUUUCUGGAAUAUCAAUGAAAGGCAUUAAAGACACAAUAUUUGCAUCUACAAAAGAACAGAUUAAUUUAAGAAACAAAUGCAUACUAAUUGGUAUAAUAGUAAUUAUAUUAUUAGCUAUAGCAGUAUGGAGGGUACCCGCAUAA